CUCUGCCCUCGGCGGCCGCUCCGUCCGCGCCGUUCCCUGCCUCGCCUGGCGGGGCUAUGGCCACUUCCAGUCCCGGUCGGCAGCCGCAGUAGCUGAUCGGUCCUGUCUGAACCAGCACUGUCGUCAUCAUCCUUUGCUUGGCACAUGGAGUACUAGCUGUGAGGAACUGGUUUCUUUUCUGUCAUCACGGCUUGAUUCCCCACCUGCUACCUCUUGCCCCAUCUAUCCAUAGGCAGCAACGGAGGAACAGGUGAAACUGGAAUUGGGAAAUCAACCUUGAUCAACAGUUUGUUUAACACCAGUUUUGAUGACCCUGUGUCAACGCAUUUUCUGCCAAAUGUGGGACUUAGAGCCCAGACUUAUGAACUCCAAGAAAGUAAUGUUCUUUUGAAGCUGACCAUUGUAAAUACAGUGGGAUUUGGUGACCAGAUAAACAAAGAAGAUAGAGCUCUCUCAUGUACAGUACUUCAUCCUCAGAAGAUAAAGGAGGUCCUAUUUCUUGGUGCUGCUAUCAGCCAAUAGUGGAUUAUAUAGAUGCACAAUUUGAAGCCUAUCUGCAGGAAGAACUGAAAAUUAAACGUUCUUUAUUUAGCUACCGUGAUACUCGCAUCCAUGUCUGCCUCUAUUUCAUUUCACCUACAGGCCAUUCCCUAAAAACCCUAGAUUUGUUAACCAUGAAAAGCCUAGACAGCAAGGUGAACAUUAUACCAAUUAUAGGCAAAGCAGACAGCAUUUCUAAAACCCAACUACAGAAGUUCAAAAGCAAAAUCAUGAGUGAAUUAGUUAGUAAUGGCAUCCACAUAUACCAGUUUCCAGCUGAUGAUGAAGCCGUUUCUGAAAUUAAUACCAUGAUGAAUGGGCAUUUGCCAUUUGCCGUAGUAGGAAGUACUGAAGAGGUGAAAAUUGGAAACAGAAUGGUGAGAGCUCGUCAGUACCCUUGGGGCGUUGUAGAAGUUGAAAAUGAGAACCACUGUGACUUUGUAAAGCUUCGUGAGAUGCUUAUUUGCACAAAUAUGGAAGACUUAAGAGAGCAGACUCAUGCACAACAUUAUGAGUUGUACAGACGCUGCAGACUGGAAGAGAUGGGUUUCAGAGACAUUGGCCCUGAGAACAAACCAGUCAGUCUACAGGAAUCCUAUGAGGCAAAGAGGCACGAGUUCUACUUUGAACUGCAAAGAAAAGAGGAGGAGCUGAGACAACAGUUUGUGCAGAGAGUGAAGGAGAAGGAAGCCAUAUUGAAAGAAUCAGAGCAACAGAUGCAGAGUAAAUUUGAACAACUUAUGCUAAUGCAUCAAGAAGCGAAGCUGGAAUUAGGGAAAAAGAAAAAAGUUCUAGAAGAUCAAAUAGCUAUGUUUAUUGAGAAGAAAGCUAAUGCUGAAUUACUCCAAUCACAAGCAUCUGUCUCUACCCCUGUUGUUAGUCUGAAGAGAGACAAGGAUCGCAAAAAUUCCAACUUUAUAUAAUACUGACGAUAGAAGAAACAAUACUGGUAACUUGAGGAGGCAGUGAUUCACAGUGUGCUUUUGGAGGUGUCGGAGUUGCAGUUUCUUACUAAAGGAUUUGGAAAAUAUCUCUUGUUGCUGCGUGCUGCAAAAGAAGAAUUUUUCAGUAUGAUCUGUACACAUACGGUGCAGCGAUUACUGUCGUUGCCAUCAUGGACUUUCUGUUACGAGUCUGCCUUGAUACGCGCUUGCCUUACGUAUGUGUGGCCAACUUGCUUUCGUUUUAAAUGCAUUGUACCAAAGAAAAUGUCCCUGCCGUAAACAGUUCCAUUCAUAAUAUGAAUGCUGUAGUACAAAAGUAUUCAGUGAAUAUAUCCACUGUAAUCUUUCUAAAGACUUAUUUUCAUAUGGCAUGGUAUAUUAGUCUACUAAAAAUUAUUUAAUACAACUGUAUACAACUGACGUAAUUCAACUAUUUACUGAUUUUGUUGACAGCUUUUUGUUUAUAGGCUUUUAUGUACAAGCGCUCUCCUAAAUUUCAGAAAUGAUCUUUCUAAACAAAAUUUAUUGAGAGAUUUUUGCAGUGCUGUACUGUUGCAUGGUAGUUAAUCUGUCAUUACUAACUUGAUAUGGAAAGUACCUAUAACUUUCUGAUGAUUGUGGCUGUGGUGUUCAGUUACAGCAGAGGCUGAACUUACAAAAACUAACUACACAAGCUUCAGGUUAAAACAAGCUUAAAAUAUUUUUUACGUUUUCAGUAGCCAUGAUAACUAAUGGGAAAGUCUGAGAGGUGCAGUUCUCUGAAGUUGUUUUGUGUGACUUUGUAAAAAUGAAAUACUAACUUGAUAGAAAUAAAACACAUCGGUUUUA
This is a messenger RNA of Phalacrocorax carbo (great cormorant), 2312 nucleotides long. The record is from RefSeq and is a predicted model, not a curated record. NCBI's taxonomy places the organism in Eukaryota, Metazoa, Chordata, Aves, Suliformes, Phalacrocoracidae.